Molecule: messenger RNA, 5570 nt
Organism: Monodelphis domestica (gray short-tailed opossum)
Lineage: Eukaryota; Metazoa; Chordata; Mammalia; Didelphimorphia; Didelphidae
Source: RefSeq, a predicted model, not a curated record
CCAGGUACGCUAGCAGGCUCAUGUCCAUCAAAAGAGAAGCCUCAUCUCAAGGACAGGAUAACCUGAGGCGGGAUGAAAUGCAGAAUCAAAUCGAUAGGGUCAAUGAGGAAAUUCAAGAAGCUGAAAUUCAAGGAGAAGAAAGUAAGUGCAGUCAGUUUGGUUUUGCAGAAUGCUUGUGAAUGUCUGUCCUCAGGAUAAUUCGAAGCUUGACCUUUAGCCAAUGGUUUCCUCAAUUUUUAACUCCAGUCCUAUUUGGGGGUGCAGGGAACUUGUCCUAAUGUGUCUCAUGUCCAUCAAAAGAGAAGCCUCAUCUCAAGGACAGGAUAACCUGAGGCGGGAUGAAAUGCAGAAUCACAUUGAUAGGGUCAAUGUGGAAAUGCAAGAAGCUGAAUUUCAACCAGAUGUCCGUAAGUAUAGUCAGUUGAGUUAUGCCGAAUGGUUGAGAUUGUUGGUAUUCUGGAUAUUUUGAAGGCUUGACUUGUACCCAAUGGUUCACUCAGUUUUUAAUUCUAGGCCUUUUGGAGGGGGAGGAUUUUUCCAGUAUGUUUUUCAUGAUUUUUGUUUUAUUAAAUAUUAAUAGAUUCCAUACAAAUUCUGUUUUCAAGCCUGAAAAGAGGUAAGGGCUCUGCCAGUGGAGUUAAUGGACUUCCACAGGGUCACUCGGUUUGGAAAGUCUGUAUGGUCAGAUCGGAAUCCAGCUCCUGAUUCUUAUUCCCAUCUUAUCCACAGCAACCAACUUCCCUUCUUGAUGUUUUCAAAAUUUCCUUAAACAUGGCAAGGAAUGUAACUUCAUAUUCUUUUUUUUUUCAUUUUAAACAUUAUUUCAUUUUGUCAUUUUCAUACAUUAUUCAUUUGAAACAUAUCAUUUUCUUUUCCUCUCCACCCCCCACCACCCUUUUUCUAGCCGACGGGCAAUUCGUCUGGGCAUUACGUGGGUAACUUCAUACUCUUGAACAAAGUGCUCUGAUCAUCAUCAUGAUCACUUUUGUUGAUAGAAACGUAAAGGAUGUAGGAUAUUGGACUAAAUAUUUCAACAGCCAAGGAAAAGUUCUCAAAUUUUACAGAAAUAUCUUAUGUGUGGCUCAGUGCUGACUCCAUAGUGAGGAAGGCUUGAGUUCAAGUCUUGUCUCAGCAACUGCCUGGAUCUAUGACCCUGGUCCAAUGAUUGAGCCUCUGCUUGAGUUUCCUCCACCCCAUUAGCGGGGAAAUAAUUGUAGCUAUCUCUCAAGGUUGUGGUGAAGAUCAAAGGAGAUGAUUUUUAUGAAGCACCGAGCAACGUAGUGCCUGUCACCUAGGAGGUACAGAACUUAUCCUUGUUCACUUCCCUGGAGUAAGUUGCUGACACUUUCUUAGAUUCCUGUGAGUCGCAAAAGGGAUAAAAAUCAGGAGUCUGGAUUUCUGGUCCUAGCUAUGCCACUAAGGACUUUGGGAGUAUUGGAAAAAAGAUUUGUUCUCCAUUGGACUCCACUUCUUAAUCUGUUAUGGGAGGAUUUUGCAGGAGAUGAGUUCUCAGAUCCUUUGUGUGCUAUUUCAAGGUUAUUUUCUUAUAUUUUUCACCCCCACCUCUCAUCUUUGUUAUCAUCCCUGCCCUGGUUUCCCCUUCUUUGCCUGUUCCACAGCAACUCCUCUUAAUUUCUCUCAAGUCGCUCAUGUCUUGCAGCAUCCUUUCCCUCUUUUUGUCUUAUGCUUUUGACAUUGUUUUCUUGGCGGACUUCCACUUGAGUUGAUUUUCAAGUCUUGUGGGGCUUCUCAUGCUUUGAAAAGACCCCAAGUCUCUUAGGAUGGAUUCUGUGACCUUUGAGCUGCUCAAAAUCUUUUGGAGCCUUUAUGUUGGGUAAGAAGCCUGAGACAUGGCACCAUCUUCAUCUUUCCAUCAAGGAUCAUUCAGCUCUGAUAUGGUCUAGGUAUUAGAGACUUGUAGACCCAGCCUGGUGCCAGGUAAGUGGUGAUUGACUAGGCUGGUUCUGCCCCUAAGAGCAGUGAUCUUUAACCCUAAUCACUGAGAGAUCCACUAGGAAACAACACCAAGAAAAUGAAGUGAUUCUGACUGCCAUGACAUCUUUGUCCUCCAGGACUCGCUGCUAUAGAUAAGAUUAAUGCUGUGAUUCGGGAAGGUCAUCCCAGUAACACCGUGAUGGCACUCAUGAAACCUGAGGCCCAGCUCCCGACCGUUCAUCCCUUUGCUGCUGUUCUGUAUCAGGAUGAACUGUUCAACCUUCAGAAACAGAGCUCUUUGAACUAUCUGGCUGCUGAGGAGCUGGCCAUGACAAUAGAAAUGGUGUCAGGUGUUGCUUUACUUAACCAGGCGUUGGAAACUGAGGAUCUUGUGUCCAUACAGAAUCAUCUCCAAAAUCCCUUAAUAGGCUUCAAUAAAGUGGAUGAAGAACAUUUGGAAUGGUACGCUAGCAGGCUCGUGGCUAUCAAAAGAGAAGCCUCAUCUCAUGGACAAGAUAUCCUGAGCCGGGAUGAAAUCCAGAAUCACAUUGAUAGCGUCAAUGUGGAAAUUCAAGAAGUAGAAGAAAUGCAUGCUGCAGUCAUUGCAAUUAAUGAAGCCAUUAAGGAGGGCAUCACAAAACAGACUCUUGUAACCCUCAAGAAUCCCAAAGCCGCUUUAACGUCUGUGGAUGAUAGCCUGGCUGAAAAUUAUCAAAAGGCACUUUGGGAAGCCAAGCAGCAGAAAGAAGAGAAGAACAUCCUUUCUGAGGAGGAAAGAGAUGAAAGGGAGGAGCUCCUGACCCAAGUCGAAAUCCAAGGGUGCAUCAACAAAAUCAAUAGGAUUGUUGCUAUCGAUCAAAUCAAUGCUGUGAUUCGGGAAGGUCAUCCCAGGAACACCGUGAUGGCACUCAUGAAACCUGAGGCCCAGCUCCCGACCGUCCAUCCCUUUGCUGCUGUUCUGUAUCAGGAUGAACUGUUCAACCUUCAGAAACAGAGCUCUGUGGACUACUUGCCUUAUGAGCAGCUGUCCAUUACAGUAGAAAUUUUGUCAGCUAUUGUUUUGCUCAACAAGGCUUUGGAAUCUGAGGAUCUUGAAUUAAUACAGAAUCAUCUCCAAAAUCUUUCAAUAGACUUCAAUAACCUGGAUGAAGAACACUUGGAACGGUACGCUAGCAGGCUCAUGUCCAUCAAAAGAGAAGCCUCAUCUCAAGGACAAGAUAAUUUGGGAUGGAAUGAUAUCCAAAAUCACAUUGACAGGGUCAACGUGGAAAUUGAACUAGAAAAUGCAUUGUAUGCUGCAGUCAUUGCAAUUAAUGAAGCCAUUAAGAAGGGCAUCGCAGAAGAGACUCUUUUAUCUCUGAAGAAUCCAAAUGCAAUUUUAACCUCUGUUGAUGAUUGCCUUGCCGAGAAUUAUCAGAAGGAACUUUGGAAAGCCAAGGAAAGGAAAGAACAGAGUGUAAAAAUGAAGAAUAUCCUCCUUUUUGAAGUGGAAAUAGACCCAAAGGAGGAGCUCCUGACCCAAGUAGAAAUCCAAGAGAUCAUCAAUAAAAUCAACAGGCUCGAAGCUGUCGAUGAGAUCAAUGCUGUGAUUCAGGAAGGUCAUCCCAGUAACACCAUGAUGGCACUCAUGAAACCUGAGGCCCAGCUCCCGACCGUCCAUCCCUUUGCUGCUGUUCUGUAUCAGGAUGAACUGUUCAACCUUCAGAAACAGAGCUCUUUGAACUACUUGGCUCAUGAGAAGCUGUACAUGACAGUAGAAAUAUUGUCAGCUGUUGCUUUGCUUAACCAGGCAUUGGAAACUGAGGAUCUUUUGUCAAUACACAAUCAUCUACAAAAUCCAACAAUAUGCUUCAGUAAUGUGGAUGAAGUAUAUUUGGAUCGGUACGCUAGCAGGCUCAUGUCCAUCAAAAGAGAAGCCUCAUCUCAAGGACAGGAUAACCUGAGGCGGGAUGAAAUGCAGAAUCAAAUCGAUAGGGUCAAUGAGGAAAUUCAAGAAGCUGAAAUUCAAGCAGAAGAAAUCAUUGCAAUUAAUGAAGCCAUUAAGGAGGGCAUCACAAAACAGACUCUUCAAACUCUGAAGAAUCCAAAAGCUGUUUUAAUGUCUGUCGAUGAUAACCUGGCUGUGAAUUAUCAAAAGGAACUUUGGGAAGCCAAGCAGCAAAAAGAAGAGAAGAAUAUCCUUUCUGAGGAGGAAAGAGAUGCAGAGAAGGAGCUCCUGACCCAAGUCGAAAUCCAAGGGUGCAUCAACAAAAUCAACAGGCUCGCUGCUGUCGAUGAGAUCAAUGCUGUGAUUCGGGAAGGUCAUCCCAGUAACACCGUGAUGGCACUCAUGAAACCUGAGGCCCAGCUCCCGACCGUUCAUCCCUUUGCUGCUGUUCUCUAUCAGGAUGAACUGUUCAACCUUCAGAAUCAGAACUCUUUGAACUACCUGGCCCCUGAGGAGCUGUCCACAAUAGUAGAAAUGCUGUCAGGUGUUGCUUUGCUUAACCAGGCAUUGGAAACUGAGGAUCAUGUAUUGACACAGGAUCAUCUCAGGAAUCCUUCAAUAGGCUUCAAUAACCUGGAUGAAGAACACUUGGAACGGUACGCUAGCAGGCUCAUGUCCUUCAAAAGAGAAGCCUCAUCUGAAGGACAAGGUAACCUGAGGCGGGAUGAAAUCCAAAAUCUCAUUGAUAUCAUUUAUGUGGAAAUUCAAGAAGAAAAAGCAAGUAAGUGCAGUCCGUUUGUUUUUGCAGAAUGGCUGAUAACGUCUGUAUCUGGAUAAUUGAAGGUUUGACUUUUAGCCAAAGCUUUACUCAAUUUUUAAUGCUAGCCAUUUUGUCAAGAAAAUUGUUCUAAUAUUCAUUAUAUGAUUUUUGUCUCAGUAAAUGGAAAGAGAUUCCAAACAAGUAUUGGUUUCAAGACAGAUUAACACAAACAACAUGAAAAUAGAUUCUGAUCAUGGACACACUUAAUACCCAGUGGAAUUACACAUCGGCUAUGGAAGGAGUGGGGGGAGGGUAGAGAGGAAUAGAAUUUGAUUUUUGUAAACAAUGAAUAGUGUUUGAAAUUGACCUAAUAAAAUUUAAAAAAAGAAAGAAAAAGAAAAACAACAAACAAGAGAAAAAAAAUAAAUUUCAUCUUACAAGGUUUACUUCAUCAUCCUAAAAAAAAAGUCAUAAGAGAGGUAAGGGCUAGGCAAGUAGAGUUAACUGAGUUUUCCAGGGUCACUUGGUUAACAAAGUAUAUGAGUCCACAUCUGAAUCCGGGACUACUCAACUCCACAGUCUCAUAUUUUCCCUCUGGAUGAUUGCUAAAUUUGCCUUUUACAUUGCAAUGAAUAUAACUUAACACUAUCUUGGCUGUGGCACUCUGUUCAUCAUUUUGAUCACAGACGGUGAUAGAAAUGUAAAGGAUGCGGGAUAUUGGACUAAAGUCUUCCUCGGCCGAGGAAACAUUCUGGAAUAAUGAGGAAAUAUCUGAUGUGUGGCUCAGUGCCUAAAGUGCUGACUGCGUAGUGCGGAAGGCUGGAGUUCAAGUCAUGUCUCAGCUACUGCCUCCUGAUAUGCCCCUGGGCCAAUGAUUGAGCCUCUGGCCGAGGUUCCUCCACGCCAAUAUGGGGGAAAUAAUAGUAGCUACCUCUCAGGGUUGUGGUC